CGGGUGAGGAAGGGCGGCCGAGGGGGUCUGGAGGUGCCUGGGAGGGUCUGACUCCGAGUGACCCUGGCAGCCCAUGGCCCACAGCGCGAAGCAGCAGCCUGCAGUGAUGCUGCACGCAACAGGCAAGGCUCAGCAUGGCAACUUCCUGGUGGCCAUCAAACAGGAGAAGGGAGAGGUGGCUCGUGCCAGCAGCGAGAAGCCGCACGGCGAGGAGGAGCCAGUGAAGAAGAGGGGUUGGCCUAAGGGCAAGAAGAGGAAGAAGAUCCUUCCCAACGGCCCCAAGGCCCCGGUGACAGGCUAUGUGAGAUUCCUGAACGAGCGGCGCGAGCAGAUCCGCACACAGCACCCCGACCUGCCCUUCCCAGAGAUCACCAAGAUGCUGGGGGCUGAGUGGAGCAAGCUGCAGCUCUCAGAGAAGCAGCGCUACCUGGACGAAGCAGAGCGGGAGAAGCAGCAGUACAUGAAGGAGCUGCGGGAAUACCAGCAGUCGGAAGCCUACAAGAUGUGCACGGAGAAAAUCCAGGAGAAGAAGAUCAAAAAAGAGGACGCCAGCUCUGCGGCAGCAAACACCCUGCUGAACGGGCACCCACAGAAGGCUGGCGAGUGCAGCGAUGCCUUCUCCACCUUUGACGUUCCCAUCUUCACAGAGGAGUUCUUGGACCAAAACAAAGCCCGGGAGGCCGAGCUGCGGCGCCUGCGGAAGAUGAACACGGAGUUUGAGGAGCAGAACGCCAUCCUGCAGAAGCACACGGAGAGCAUGAACUGUGCCAAGGAGAAGCUGGAGCAGGAGCUGGCGCAGGAGGAGAGGCAGACGCUGGCCCUGCAGCAGCAGCUGCAGUCGGUACGGCAGGCGCUCACCACCAGCUUUGCCUCCCUCCCCAUCCCUGGCACUGGGGAAACCCCAACGCUGAGCACCCUGGAUUUCUACAUGGCCAAGCUGCACAGCGCCAUCGAGAGCAACCCGCUGCAGCACGAGAAGCUGGUGGUCCGCAUCAAGGAGAUCCUGUCCCGCAUAGCCAGUGAACAUUUGUGAAUGAGGACCAGUCCCUGCAGAGCUCGGGGCCGGCUGGACCGCAGCGCUGUCCCUUGGAGCUCCUGCAAAGGACAGUCCCUGCUGGGGGUCUGGCCGCAUCCCCUGCACCCCGGGGUGGCCCCAGCCCUGCAGUGGUGACACCUGAGGACCUCGAGCUUCUGGGGACCAACACACGAGCAUCCCCCCGCCCUCCUGUGAGCAGCACAGCAGCCUCACCCAGGGUGUCUCCAGGCUGUGGCUGCUUUAUUUAAUCUUCCCCCUUCCCCUCGCUGCUGCCUGUGGGUGCCUUCAGCUCUGUGCUCCCUGCCUGCCCUCCUUCUUCUCUGUGCUAUGGGACCAGGGGGGGCAGCUCCUUCCCCUUCAUGCUGGGGGGUUGUGGGCCUUGAGCCCUUCCUCCUUGGCCUCGUGGGACCACCGUGACGGCGGCCGCGUCCUCCCCCCGCCGUGCCAGCCCUGCUGCUGCCUGUCACUAAUCUCAGAUCGUGUAAUUAGAGAGUGUCUUAUUUUCUUACUAGCACUACGUGGCUCCUUCCCUGGGUUCAACCCAGGCGGGGCUCUGACCCUUUUCUCUCGCCUGCAAGGUCGGUGCUCUUUCUGUAGAGAAUCUCCUGGUUGCC
Molecule: messenger RNA, 1650 nt
Organism: Lagopus muta (rock ptarmigan)
Lineage: Eukaryota; Metazoa; Chordata; Aves; Galliformes; Phasianidae
Gene: HMG20B
Product: high mobility group 20B
Exons: 10
Coding region: 74-1033 (319 amino acids)
Biological process (GO): regulation of gene expression
Cellular component (GO): nucleus
Source: RefSeq, a predicted model, not a curated record